Botrytis byssoidea is the source of this 582-nucleotide messenger RNA. RefSeq lists its product as uncharacterized. The record is from RefSeq and is a predicted model, not a curated record. Bases 1 to 582 code for a protein of 193 amino acids. NCBI's taxonomy places the organism in Eukaryota, Fungi, Ascomycota, Leotiomycetes, Helotiales, Sclerotiniaceae. The transcript has a single exon.
AUGGGAUCCAAAAACAGACGUGGCGCCCAAGCCGCCCCCAGCGAAAUCAUUCCCAAACACCCUUCCGAGAUCACAGCCCACCCCAACAUCGCCCUCACAGGCAAUAUCCUCACUCUCACAAUCGACUACUGCGGACCCGGCAGCCCGAUCGCAAAAUCCACCUUCAUGCAAUCUCUCCUCUCCAUCCUCCCGGACUACGCACCCUAUGUCAAUAUUCUCCAACUCAGCAUCCAUGCCGGCAUCCCCCACAUGGAACCCCCCAGCGUCUAUAUCUCGCACAUUGCGGAUAUGAAAUCAAUCGUUGGAGAAGUUAACAAGUUUAAGAAGUGUGGGCAAGUUAGAGUUAGGAUGUUGGUUGAUUGUUGCAGUUUCCCGCAGAUGAAGCUGGCGGCUGCGAUGUUUGGUCUGAGACAGGAUGUUCAGCGCACUUUGCAGUAUGUAGUUAAGGGCGAGGAACCGGUUGGUGUGAACCAGGAUGAUGAUACGAUGAGAAGAUUGUCUGGGGUUUGGAGAAAGGAGUUUUGUGAGGGGUUAAAGGGCUUAGGAUGGGAUGGGUUAGAGGUUUGCCGGGGAGGGAGAUGA